GGUACAGACGGUGGCAGCAAAGAUCCACGCUUGCUGUUAAGUUCCGAGCUCAUGGUAAAAAGAAGAGCGCUGCAGUUUGGUAAUGUUUACACUGGACUGGAACAGAACAGUCUUUUUCACCAUGGAGGCUGCGUUUGACUUUCUAAAUACCUUCAUCACUGAGACCAGCAGAGCGUCUGUGACUGUCAGCCUCUUCAUCAUUUUUCUGUGUCUCCUGUACUGGUAUUCAGUCUAUCCAUUCUUAGUCCUCUCUCGAUGUGGCAUCAAACAUCCAAAGCCAGUGCCUUUCUUUGGCAACAUAUUCUAUUUCCGGGAGGGCUUUUUCAGACCUAUCUCUGAACUUAUAAAAACACAUGGCAGAGUAUGUGGGUAUUAUUUGGGCCGCAGACCAGUGGUGGUGGUAGCAGACCCAGAGAUGCUCAGAUCAGUGAUGGUCAGGGAUUUCGGUAGCUUCCCCAACAGAAUGCAAUUUCGAUUUGCCACCAAACCCAUGACGGACUGCCUGCUUAUGUUGAGGAACGAACGGUGGAAGAGGGUUCGGAGCAUCCUGACCCCGUCCUUCAGUGCUGCCAAGAUGAAAGAAAUGGCUCCGCUCAUCAACACAGCUGCUGAUGCACUGAUGAAGAACCUGGAGGUCCAUGCUGAUUCAGGGGAGACGUUUGACAUCCACAGGUGUUUUGGCUGUUUUACUAUGGAUGUCAUUGCCAGCGUGGCGUUUGGCACGCAGGUGGACUCGCAGAACAACCCAGAUGAUCCGUUUGUCCGCCACGCUCAGAUGUUCUUUUCCUUUUCUUUCUUCAGGCCCCUCAUGUUGUUUUUCAUUGCUUUUCCAGACUUCAUGGCUCCCAUUGCGAGAUUCAUCCCAAACAAAAGACGAGACCAGAUGAAUGGUUUCUUCAUCAGCAUCAUUCAGAAAAUCAUAAAGCAGAGAGAAGAACAGCUUCCCAGUCAGAGGCGUAGGGACUUUCUCCAGCUGAUGUUGGAUGCUCGGACCGGUAAAGACAGUGUGCCUUUGGAACAUUUUGACACAGCAGACCACUCUGAUGAGUUGGAUCACAGGAGGCAGCAGACGCAGCCGUCCUCCUCGGAUCAAGAGAACGAAUCUCCUCACCACCAGGAGUCACCGGUAAGGCGUCCACAAAGGAAGAUGAUGACUGAGGAUGAGAUUGUUGGGCAGGCUUUUGUCUUCCUGCUGGCAGGCUAUGAGACCAGCAGCAACACGUUAGCCUUCACCUGCUACCUGCUGGCUCUCAACUCUGAAUGUCAGCACAAAGUUCAGGAGGAGGUGGACGACUUCUUCACCAGACACGAUUCACCAGAUUACUUAAAUGUCCAGGAGCUGAAGUAUUUGGAUAUGGUUGUAUGUGAAGCACUGCGGCUCUACCCUCCUGGCUUCAGGUUUGCUCGGGAAAUUGAUCAUGACUGUGUGGUGAAUGGCCAGUUUCUUCCCAAAGGAGCGACACUGGAGAUCCCAGCAGGAUUUCUGCACUAUGACCCAGAUCACUGGCCCGAGCCGGACAAGUUCCUCCCUGAGAGAUUCACACCAGAGGCUAAGGCGAAUCGGCAUCCGUUCGUGUACCUGCCGUUUGGGGCUGGACCACGUAACUGUGUGGGAAUGAGGCUGGCCCAGCUGGAAAUCCGAAUGGCUUUAGUCCAUUUGUUCCAGAGGUUCACCAUCGAGGCCUGCUCUGAGACCAAGGUUCCUCUUGACCUGAAAUCCUCCAGCACUCUGGGACCCAAAGAUGGCAUAUAUGUGAAAAUCACAAAAAGAGACAGAGGAGAAGGACAAAAAGCCUCUCCAUCAGAGGAGUAGAAACUCACCUGUAAUUCUUCCACGAGGCAGAAAUCUUACAAACAAUCCUGCAAGUUGAGGAUUACCGAUAAUAAAAACCAGUACAAUAACACUAGGGUUCCCAGUUCCACUGGGAGCAGGCGAACGCCGUAUUUCUGAGAUAUUACUUCAUGAUUUGCAUAAAUGUAUCUACAUAGUUACUGAAAAUAUUGAAACCUUAAUUACUAUCAUCAUAUGUGGCCUGAUCCAGACACUAUGUUGCCGAUAAAAAUAAAGACAGGCCUGGGUCCAAAUACUCCUCA
Molecule: messenger RNA, 2094 nt
Organism: Girardinichthys multiradiatus
Lineage: Eukaryota; Metazoa; Chordata; Actinopteri; Cyprinodontiformes; Goodeidae
Gene: tbxas1
Product: thromboxane A synthase 1 (platelet)
Exons: 14
Coding region: 83-1813 (576 amino acids)
Molecular function (GO): steroid hydroxylase activity; heme binding; oxidoreductase activity, acting on paired donors, with incorporation or reduction of molecular oxygen
Source: RefSeq, a predicted model, not a curated record